AUGGAAGAAAAGAAUUCGAUACCGCCGUUGCCUCCUAAGGAGGAGGUUCAAAGAAAUCCGUCGAUCCUGUCCCGCAUAAGUCACGCGAGCAAGCGUGGUCUUGCCCUGUACGAAGAUGACACGAACACGAACAUGCAGACGCUGGCCACGUACCUCAAAUCUAUCAGCGGAGUGGCUACUGACGAUGAGAAAACAAAAAAAACUAAGUUGGGAACCCUGCUUGGCGUUUACCUUCCGAGCAUACAGCAUAUUCUUGGCGUUCAGAUGUUCCUUCGACUCUUGUGGAUCGUUGGCAUUGCCGGUGCUGGCGAGGCAUUCGUCAUCGUGUUCAUGUGCUGUCUUUGCGUAAGCCUAUGUCCCUACGUUGCCGUUCGUUUCGAUAUCAACUUUGACGCGUUAUUUCAGACGUUCCUGACCAGCAUAUCCAUAUCGGCGAUUGCCACCAACGGCAAAGUGGAAAGUGGUGGUGCUUACUUCAUGAUAUCACGGAAUCUAGGCCCAGAGUUCGGAGGUGCCAUCGGCAUACUGUUUUAUUUGGCGAACACCGUUGCAACGUCGAUGUAUUUGGUCGGUGGUGUGGAGAUCCUGCUCCUUUACUUAGCACCCAGCCUGCCUCGUUUCGGAACGUCCAAUUCGCCUGACGAUGAACAGAUGUUCAACAAUUUUCGGCUGUAUGGAACGUUUUUCUUGCUUCUCAUUUUCAUCAUAUGCUGCUUUGGAGUUAAGUUCGUUCAGUUCUUUGCGCCUAUGACCUUGGCGUGUGUCAUCCUGUCAAUCAUAUCCGUGUUCAUUGGCGCGUUUGUCUACAACUCUCAUAGCAGUGAACGGAUAUGCAUGUUGGGCGAUGAACUGUUAUACCGGCAUAUUUUGACCGACGCCAACGGCACCUUCGUGUGCAACCGUACCGAAGUACUGGACAGAUUGUUCUGUCACUUGGAUGCGGACAAUGUCACCGUCUGUGAACCGUACUUUGAGCGUCACGACUUUCAUUUGGUGGUCGCAACUCCGGGUCUUAUGAGUGGCGAGUUGUCUAAUAACUUCAAACCGAAUUACAUGCAAGCGGGAGAAGCAACCGUUGGACAGUUCGGCAAGCCUGAAAGGGAAGUCACACAGGAUAUUACGACAAACUUCUUCAUACUAUUGGCUAUAUUUUUUCCGUCGGUGACUGGAAUCAUGACAGGAGCUAACAUGUCUGGAGAUUUGAAAAACCCUCAGCGUUCGAUACCGAUUGGCACUAUAGCGGCGCAGCUAACUACGUCGAUCAUCUACUUAUGCCUGGUGCUGGUAUACGCCGGUUCUGUCGAAGGCCAUCUACUACGAGACAAGUACGGUAGCAGUUUGGGAGGAACGAUGGUGGCGGGAAAAAUUUCGUGGCCUACGGAGUGGAUACUACUAAUUGGAUCCUUCACGUCGUGCUUCGGCGCCGGACUACAGUGUUUGUGCACAGCACCUCGUCUACUGCAGAGCAUAGCGAAGGACAAUUUGCUGCCAUUCCUGAACCCGUUCAGCGUGGUGACAAAGAGAAACGAGCCUUUUAGGGCCCUUGUGGUUACGACCCUCAUAGCUGAAGGUGCGAUUCUCAUCGGCGGCAUCGACUACGUGGCGCCUGUGGUCGAUUUCUUCUUUCUUAUGUCCUACUGCUUCGUCAACCUGGCGUGCGCUUUGCAAACGCUGUUGAACGCUCCAAAUUGGCGACCACGGUUCCGUUUUUACCACUGGGUGCUGUCGAUCGUUGGAGCCCUGCUGUGCAUUUUUAUUAUGUUCGCCACCCACUGGUACUACGGUCUUGUGGUGUCUGUUUUGUGCGCGUUCCUGUACAAGUACAUCGAAUACAAAGGAGCCAAGAAAGAGUGGGGAGACGGUAUUCGUGGCUUAGCACUGGCCACGGCACAGUACAGUUUGCUACGCAUCGAACAUACUCAGAUACAUCCUAAAAAUUGGAGGCCUCAAGUACUGGUUCUCCUCAAGAGCAGAAAAUACUAUGAAAUUACAAAUCAGAAACUUCUUCAGUUUGCCAGUCAACUAAAAGCGGGACGAGGUUUAACAAUGGUUGCUACCAUCUUAAAAGGAAGCCUCAGUAAUCCUGACGAUCGACAGAGAGUAGAAGAAACGGAAAAAUACCUCAAGGAAUCAAUGCAAAAAGCGAAAGUCAAGGGAUUCACUGAAGUGGUAUUGUGUGAAAAUGUUUCGGAAAACGUCAGCACGGUUCUGCAGUGCGUCGGAAUGGCGAGUCUUCGUCCAAACACUGUUAUAGUUGGUUGGCCUCAUAACUGGAAGGACGGUGUUAAGCGACAGGAGGAUUACUAUUCAUUUCUGGACGCGGUGUACCGAGCAAGCGCCGCUGACAAAUGCCUUCUUGUUCCGAAAGGCUUGGCGUUGUUUCCGCAAAUAGGAGACCAACUAAGCGGGAACAUUGACGUCUGGUGGAUUAUUCACGACGGUGGAUUGCUGAUUUUGUUGCCCUUCUUGCUAAAGCAGCACCGAGUUUGGAGAAACUGCAAAUUACGAAUUUUUGCUGCUGCAAAGACAGAGGACAACACUGUAAAGAUGAAAGAAGACCUGCAGAGAUGGGUCUAUCAACUACGGAUCGAAGCGGUUGUGAACGUUGUCGAGCUGGACGAAUAUGUUAUUCCGGCUUACACAUACGAACGGACUUUACAGAUGACGGAACGAGUCCGCUUAGCUCAUGACCUGCGCUUAACUGCUCGGGAAAUCGCGUCACAAGUACGUUGUUGUUGUGACCUAAGGUUGGCAAAGCCUGAACAUCAAAGCAGCACAAAUUUGCCAUACCUGAACACUUUAGUUGCAGUUUCAGAUUUUUAUUAGGC
Molecule: messenger RNA, 2828 nt
Organism: Soboliphyme baturini
Lineage: Eukaryota; Metazoa; Nematoda; Enoplea; Dioctophymatida; Soboliphymatidae
Source: the annotation of a GenBank genome assembly